AAGGAUAAGCGAAUGUUGUUUUAUCUAGACUUAACGCUUUUAAAUGAUAUCGCGAAUAUUCCGUGGAAAAAAUGAGAAUGUCGCAGUUAAGAGAAAAUUGCAAAUCGACACGCUGAAAAUUUUUAACGACAAUGUAGUAGAAUUAAGGGAAGAUGUGGAAUAUCAGGUACAGUUCAAUGCUGGGGAAAGAGGAAUGGCUAUUAUGGUUUCUUUAUCACCAGAGUUUCCACUGGAAAAACCAGUGCUCAGAGUUUCUCCUCCGAUAAAUCAUCCGUGGUGCAACGAACAUAGCGAGAUCACAGGCGCACCGGGAUUGCUAAAUUUUACAGUGCACAGCGAUCUUGGUCGUGUCGUCCAAGCUAUUAUCAGAGAGUUCAGUAAAAAUCCUCCGCAACUAUUGAAAGAUGUAUCUCCGGGAUCUGUAAAAUCGCAUAAUGAUCUGCAAGGAAGGAAUUCUCCAUCUUAUUCCAUGCAACAAUAUCCGGAAAUUCCAUCUACGUCGUAUAAUUCUUACUACACCACGCAGUAUCCACAGUUUUCGUCCGCUAGUGGAAGUACCAGCAUUUACAAUUACAAUCACACCAAUUCAAGUACUCAGUACAUGGCGGACGGUCAUGCAAAAUUUGGCUCUCCAUCGCAACAUUCGGCAUACAUUACAAGUUCGACGAGCAGCUCACUGCAUAAUACAGACUCGCCAAGAUACAACUCGAAUCACCAGGGAACGUAUUUGAACUCCCACUAUGUGAACGCAAAUUACCACCAGCAGUCGUUGUCAAAUCAAGCGCAAACGAAGCCACAACAGAGCGUAGCGUUCCCAGAACUAAAUAGCUUAUCUAACGAGGAAUUGAAAUUACUCAACGAAGACGACGACAAGCUGGACGAAUUCUUAGACAAACAUUCCAAGCUAAAAGACGUUAACGUGGAAAUCGAUGAUGCAAUAGAUUGGGUCCAAAAAAUUGCCGAGGCCAAUGUAGCCAAAGAACCUGAACUUAGAGAAUUGCAGUCUGACGUAGCGAGUAAAGUGCAAACGGUGGCUGCGCUGAAGGCCAGAUAUGAUCAAUUGAUACAACGAUAUAACAAAUUAUCCGAGGUGUUUACUCCGGAUCACAUAAAAGAAUGCUUGAGAAAGGCAGCGGAUGAGAGUCACGAGGAGAGCGAGAGAAUCGCCGAGAAUUUUCUGAACAGAAAGAUCGAUGUGGAACGAUUCCUCAGCACGUACAUUGAAUGUAGAAAGUUAGGCCAAGCGAGACGAACUAAAGAGGAGAAGCUGGCACAUCAACUGAAUGAAUUAAAACGGGCCGGUUAUUAAAACUAAUUGUAUAAUGACGUCUUUUUUCUAUGAAUCGAACAAAACUGUAAAUAACGCCUAGUUAAAUUAAACGAUACUGUGAAUUCGAACGGCAUUCGUGUUUACCAAAUAUUCUAUAGGACAAUGGCACUCGCUGGCAGAGAACACUUUUAUAACAUAUUGCUACGUUGCAUCACUGCUUGUUGUGCUGCGUCGAAAUUAGUUCGAUUGUGUUUGUGCAUUCCCAUUCAAGAAUGAUCGUGAACCGUGGGGCGUGAAUCAGCUAAAAAAAAAAGUAUUUAUAUGUGUAAGGAAAUGAAAAAAAAGUGCUGGUUCGAAUCGAGAAAAACUAUAUGUAAUGCUUGAAUUAAUUUUAAGAUGUACUUAUCUUUCCAUACAGAAAAUAUCUGUUGAAUGAUAUUCAGUAUGCUGCUGUUUCCUCUACGACAUACUACAAUUGCAUCGACAUCACUUUGACAAAGCACUUUUUUUUACUGUAAAUAAACGUGCGAUAAAACAUGAUUAAAACGAUUUUUCAAAGUUUUGCCGUUUUGGUGAUGUUAAUCUAAUUACUUAUCCUACAGAUGUUCCUAAUACAUUGUAACAUAUAUUUGAAUCUGUAUAGAAGCGUGAAGUCUGAAGAUUGAGAAAAUGCUUUCGUUUCUUUUUUUUUUCUUCUUUUUUUUAUAAACUGUGGUGUAUGUAACCCCGAUUAUGAGGUUUGUUAUUUAAAAACACAGCUUAAG
Messenger RNA from Colletes gigas, 2034 nucleotides. It is a transcript of the gene Vsp37A, whose product is annotated as vacuolar protein sorting-associated protein 37A. NCBI's taxonomy places the organism in Eukaryota, Metazoa, Arthropoda, Insecta, Hymenoptera, Colletidae. Gene Ontology annotation, biological process: protein targeting to vacuole; ubiquitin-dependent protein catabolic process via the multivesicular body sorting pathway; protein targeting to membrane. Bases 44 to 1309 code for a protein of 421 amino acids. The record is from RefSeq and is a predicted model, not a curated record. The transcript is spliced from 5 exons. Gene Ontology annotation, cellular component: ESCRT I complex.